CAAGGCCGAGCGCGCCGGCCGCGACGUGCGCACCAGGGCCCGGCGGCGCCCCGCUCCCGCUGGGCGCUUCCUCCCGGAGCUGAAGGAAGCGCCGCAAGCCCGCAGGGAGCCAAAGACCUCGCGCGGAGGACCAGGCAAAAGAGGCCGACUCCCGCGCUUCACCGCGCUGCGCGUCCCUAACUCGGCCCCAGUCGGCCUUACAUCUCGGCAUCUCUUAAAUUCUUUGAUUACGUGGGUCCAACAGGGUCCCCGAGCAGGCAGAACCAGUCGCACUUGCCCAGGUCACUGCAGGAAUCCAGGGCACGGUGACCCGGGACGCCUGGGCUGCCUGGGUUCCAGGCCCGCCUCCUGGGAGCUGCCCGCCUCCCUGGACAGGUGCCAUCUGUGGGGCACAACUUGUGGUCAGCACUCAGAAGCCCACCAACUCUUGUUUGUAAAUGAGACAUUUGGAUGGUAGCUUCAUCUGAUGAGCCAGGAAUACCUGGUGUGGAGGAAUUUGCAGGUGUAGCUUGAUCCAGUGGGUGGAGUGGAGCAGGGCUGUAGCCUGUGCCACACGGGUGCACGAGAAUAGCGGGUGACGCACCAUCAUAG
Messenger RNA from Chinchilla lanigera (long-tailed chinchilla), 591 nucleotides. RefSeq names its product translation initiation factor IF-2-like. Lineage: Eukaryota; Metazoa; Chordata; Mammalia; Rodentia; Chinchillidae. The record is from RefSeq and is a predicted model, not a curated record.